GGCAUCAGUGUAUACGUGCAUGUCCUCUGUGCAGCUCAGUCCGACAGCGUCCGGGGUUGCUCCUCGUUUCUCGUCUCCCGUUGAUAAUUUCCAGUGAAUCAUCUUCGUCCUCUGUUCGUCUUCUCCCUUCAUCCCUCGGUCUGGCUGGGGUGAGAGCGAGGGAGUCCAUGGACAGAGCUUUCAAUGGCCGAGGAGUUGUGUACCGGCUGGUUUCGCAUCAUUGCAGGUACAGCAGGCUCUUUGGAGAUAGAGGAAUGCAAAUCUGCAACCAUGAUGGAAGGAUUGAAAAAACGUACCAGGAAGGCCUUUGGGAUACGGAAGAAAGAGAAAGACAAUGACUCAACGGGGUCCCCAGACAGAGACAGCGGUUCUCAGAAGAAGACCAACGGGGCCCCUAAUGGCUUCUACGGAGAUAUCGACUGGGACAGAUAUAACUCUCCUGAGGUGGAUGAUGAAGGCUACAGCCUCAGACCUGAGGAGGAGUCCGAAGAGGGAGCGCCUACCAUCAAAAAGCCCCACUUCUUUUCCUCGGAUGAGUCGGAAGGAGAGGAGGACCACAGGAAAAAAUUCAAAGUCAAGAUCAAGCCACUGAAGUCCGAUCGCGUAGCGUCUGUGCCCUCGGUCGACGAGCUCAAAGCCUCCAUAGGCAACAUAGCCCUGUCCCCGUCUCCUAUGAGGAGUCCGAGACGUAGCCCGGGUUUGAAAAGGAACCCAUCCAGUGAGGAGAUUGCCAGACCGAGACGUGUCGUCCCUACUUUACCCGCAGUGGCCCCCACACCAGCUCCAGCGCCACAGCCCCCCAGCAGUCAACAAACAGUCUCUGAAGACACCACAGACUUAUUUGGGCCUCCUUUGGAAACGGCCUUCGGAGAACCGAAAACGGAAGUGGGUCUCUCUGAGUCCGAUCCUUGGGGGGCUCCUCUGUCAGAGCCUGAAUCCUCUUUGACAAGAUCCUUCCCCACAGGAACUCCACCUCCACUUCCACCCAAGAAUGUCCCGACCUCUCCCCAGUCGACUGGCCCUCCCUCUGAAGAUGGCGAUGAAGUGUCAACAGAAGCAGACAGGUCCACCAGGAAGCCCUCAAUAGCUGACUUGGACAACAUUUUUGGACCAGAACAGCCUCCCCCUGCUGGCGAGGAUACGGGUGACACAUGGGUCUGCUUCAGUGCAGAAUCUUCUGACCGGCCACCUUUACCAGAGGAACCAGCACCUCCCCUACCAGGCUCCCCUCCUCCACCUGAAUCUCCUGCCCCACCCUUACCUACAUCACCACCUCCUCCAGAAGACCCUGCACCACCUCUCCCUACAUCCCCUCCCCCAAAAGAAGAACCUGUGCCCCCGCUCCCAACCUCCCCGUCUUCCUCAGAGGAGCCCACUGCACCUCCCGCCCCCUCAUAUCCUCCUACCCCAGAAGUCCGAAAUCCUCUCACGCUCUCAACCUCACCACCCCCUGCACCUCCAAAGGAGCUUGCGUCUCCUCCCACUUCCUCUCCCCCUCCUCUUGACUCCCCCUCCAACGUCCCACCAGCCCCUCCUCCAAAAGCAAGCACCCCUCCUGCUGAUGGAGCUGCAACAUGCUCCAUCCCACCGCCUCUUGUCCUGUCUCAAGAGGAGCAGCCCAAGAACACAGACUUCCCCCAAUCCAAAGAGGACGGAAGUGAAACUGUCACCUCGCCCAACGAUGCCAGCCAGGGGAGCCGGAGUACGCCUCCCCCACCUCCUCCCCCUACAUAUCGGGCGGUGGUGUCGUCACCGGGUCCCACAUCUGGAGCUGGUGGCUCAAAUAGUGGUUCCUCCUCUCCGGUGCGACCUGCCACUCCUUCGUCAGUCAACCCCACCCCACCACCACCUCCGCCCCGCCCCCCUUCACGGCCUAAACUUCCUCCAGGGAAACCAGCUGUAGGAGAUCCAAAUCGUCCGUUCAGCCCGCCGGUCCACUCUGCCAGCCCGCCUCCCAUCGCCCCGUUGGCGCGGGCCGAGAGCACCUCCUCCAUCUCCUCCACCAACUCCCUGAGUGCCGCCACCACCCCCACCGUCAAUAAGGAGCUCUCCGUGUCCGUGUCAGAGAAUGACCAGCCGUCCCUUGUAUGGUUUGACAGAGGGAAGUUUUAUUUAACCUUUGAAGGCUGCUCCAGAGGGCCCAGUCCUCUCACCAUGGGGGCUCAGGACACUCUUCCUGUGGCAGCUGCGUUCACAGAGACGGUCAACGCCUUCUUUAAAGGAGCUGAUCCCAGCAAGUGUGUUGUGAAGGUCAUAGGUGAGAUGGUUUUGUCGUUUCCGGCGGGCAUCACGCGGCACUUUGCCAAUAACCCGUCCCCCGCCGUGCUAACCUUCAGCAUAACCAACUACAGCCGACUGGAGCAUGUGCUGCCUAACCCCCAGCUCCUCUGCUGCGACACCACCACACAAGCCAAGGCAGAUGCCAAGGACUUCUGGGUGAACAUGCCAAACCUGAUAUCCCAUUUAAAGAAGGUGGCAGAGCAGAAGCCUCAGGCGACAUACUACAACGUGGACAUGCUCAAGUACCAGGUAUCAACAGAGGGGCUCCAGUCGAUUCCGUUGAAUCUAGCGGUGAGCUGGAGAUGUGAGCCCACCAGCACUGACCUGAGGAUAGACUACAAAUACAACGGGGAGGCCAUGACGACGCCGAUGGCCCUCAACAACGUCCAGUUCCUCGUCCCGGUCGAUGGAGGGGUUUCAAAACUACAGGCUGUCUUACCUCCUGCUGCAUGGAAUGCGGAGCACCAACGAAUCCUUUGGAAGAUUCCUGAUAUCUCUCAGAAAUCUGAAAACGGAGGUGUGGGGUCGUUGUUAGCACGCUUUCAGCUAACAGAAGGCCCAAGUAAACCGGCUGCACUUGCGGUGCAGUUCACCAGCGAAGGCAGCACCCUGUCGGGCUGCGACAUUGAACUGGCCGGGCCAGGAUACCGCUUCUCUCUCAUCAAGAAGAGGUUUGCCGCAGGAAAGUACCUGGCCGACAACUAACCCAUGCUACUGAGAACAUGUCGAACAAAACAAUCGCAGUGGACUGAGGUUGACACAGAGGAUAGAGGACAUACCGACGCCAGACAAGCGACUUUCCAUUAACCUUUUCUGAACCCUCACGACGGAUCCGCAGCCUACCCAGCAGUAUUGUAUAACUUGCAUAUAGCAUCGUGGAAACUGUUUUAGGUCAUGUAAUUAUCGUAUUUGUAUUCAUUUCAUGACAUCUGUAUUGCUGCAGUUAGACACCUGGGUUAUUCCACCCUCUGAAGUCUGUGCCUCUGUCUCCAUCCCCCUCUGGUCAAUGUGUGGUGGUGGUGUUUAAAAGUUUCACUGCAGCUGCCUGACAUAAGACAUGGACAGAAAGAGUUUUUUGGCCAGAUUUUUAACGCUGGAUAACCGGCUGUUUGUUGUCGAGAGUCCGGGAAGAUUUAGCUGUAAAAAUACCCAUGAAUAAAAUCUUUGCGGUCAGACACACACCGUAGCCUCUGACACAAAGCCUAACUUCCCAAAGUUAGACUAGUUUAGGUUGAAGCAGGGCCUAGGAUAAUACAUCGUAAGUUGUACACCUUUAUUAGCAGAUAGAAAAAUCAGCUCUUAGAAUAAUUCUUCUGUCAGAGUCUGAGCUCAAAGCCUGAGACGGCAGUCCCAACUGUCUCGCACUGACGGUGGCCGAUUGUGUGUCUUUUGCCAUAAAAUAAAUGCA
Anarrhichthys ocellatus (wolf-eel) is the source of this 3688-nucleotide messenger RNA. RefSeq names its product SH3GL interacting endocytic adaptor 1a (gene sgip1a). The transcript is spliced from 25 exons. Gene Ontology annotation, biological process: clathrin-dependent endocytosis; clathrin coat assembly; synaptic vesicle endocytosis. Gene Ontology annotation, cellular component: clathrin-coated vesicle; cytoplasm; clathrin-coated pit. Lineage: Eukaryota; Metazoa; Chordata; Actinopteri; Perciformes; Anarhichadidae. The record is from RefSeq and is a predicted model, not a curated record. Bases 184 to 2985 code for a protein of 933 amino acids.